AUGACUACAUCUGCACAACUUUAUCCAAAAGAGUAUUUUAUUGAUCAGCUGAGGUCAGAUGGAGUUGUUCAUAUUCCUCGGCGUGUUACCAAUGAAAUUACAAAUAAUACUAGAUAUGAAUUUUACACACAAGGAGGAGUCAUCUUUGCAACAAGUCGAAUCCUUGUGGUAGAUUUCCUUACUGACAGAAUUCCUGCGAACCUCAUUACCGGCAUUUUGGUGUACAAGGCGCACAGAAUUAUUGAGUCCUGUCAGGAAGCAUUUAUCUUGCGACUUUAUCGUCAGAAGAACAAGCAAGGCUUCAUUAAAGCUUUUACAGAUAAUGCGGUUGCAUUUAGCACUGGCUUUUGUCAUGUGGAAAGAGUGAUGAGAAAUCUUUUUGUCAGGAAACUUUAUCUGUGGCCAAGAUUUCAUAUAGCAGUGAACUCAUUUUUAGAGAAGCAUAAACCUGAAGUGGUGGAAAUACACGUGUCAAUGACCCCUGCUAUGCUUGCUAUCCAGACUUCAGUCCUGGACAUUCUGAACGCAUGCUUGAGAGAACUCAAACGUUAUAAUCCAGCUCUUGAAGUAGAAGAUCUAUCUUUAGAAAAUGCUAUUGGUAAAUCUUUUGACAAGACAAUACGUCACUAUUUAGAUCCUCUCUGGCAUCAACUUGGAGCUAAGACAAAAUCUUUGGUCCAGGAUUUGAAGAUACUACGUACUUUGCUGCUGUAUCUAACUCAGUAUGAUUGUGUCACUUUCCUUAAUCUUCUGGAGUCACUGAAAGCAAGUGAAAAAGCUUUUGGUGAGAAUUCAGGCUGGCUGUUUCUUGACUCCAGUACUUCAAUGUUUGUAAAUGCUCGAGCUAGAGUUUAUCGCAUUGCAGAUGAGAAACUGAAUCAGAAAGGCAAAGUCUCUGAAAAAAGUGAUGUAAAGAAGGAAAAUGAACUGAAAAGGGAAUUGGUUCUAGAAAGUAACCCAAAAUGGGAAGCUUUAAGAGAAGUACUGAAAGAGAUUGAAAAUGAAAAUAGGAACAGUGAAGACCUUGGCGGCCCAGGGCAAGUGCUUAUUUGUGCCAGUGACGACCGAGCGUGUGCACAGCUCAGGGAGUGUAUUAUUGAUGGAGCAGAAGCUUUUUUAACAAGGCUGUAUAACAAAACCUUCGGAAAGGAUGAGAAAGCUGGAGAAGCGUGGAUUAAGGACAGAAAAACCAUCAAGUCCAAAGGAAAUGCCAGACCAGACACAGGGCCUCAAGCCAAAAAAGCCAAACUCACAGCUUCUUCAAAACAAAAUAAACACAAGAAGCAGCAAGACCGGACUAUAAUCGAAAUGAUAGGGAAAACUGAAGAGGAAAAGAGAGAGGAGUUAGAGGUGGAAGAUAACAAAGAAUUAAGCAGUAGCCAAGAAAGCAGCAUUGAAGAGACCAUUCCUGAAGAUUUCGAUGUGAACUUACCCUCAGAUUGUUACUAUGGUGUUUUCAAGAACCCGCUCACCAUUAUUCAUCCAUUGCAGGGUUGCAGUGAUCCCUAUGCGCUCACUCGGGUACUGCAUGAGGUAGAACCAAGAUAUGUUGUAUUAUAUGAUGCAGAACUAACUUUUGUUCGGCAGCUGGAAAUCUACAAGGCAAGCAGGCCUGGGAAGCCUUUGAGAGUUUAUUUCCUCAUAUAUGGGGGCUCAACAGAAGAACAGCGCUAUCUCACAGCUCUGAGAAAAGAGAAGGAGGCCUUCGAAAAACUCAUUCGAGAGAAGGCCGGCAUGGUUAUUCCUGAAGAAAGAGAAGGAAGAGAUGAAACAAACUUAGACCUAGUAAGAGAUGCUAAACCUGCCUCUGCUUCUACUGACACCCGCAAAGCAGGUGGACAGGAACAGAAGGGUGUUCAGCAAACUGUAAUAGUGGAUAUGCGGGAAUUCCGUAGUGAGCUUCCAUCACUGAUUCAUCGUCGUGGUAUUGACAUUGAGCCUGUUACUUUGGAAGUUGGAGAUUAUAUUCUAACUCCUGAUAUCUGUGUAGAGCGGAAGAGUAUCAGUGAUCUGAUUGGUUCCUUAAAUAAUGGAAGACUGUACACACAAUGCAUUUCUAUGUCCCGGUACUAUAAGCGACCAAUUCUCCUGAUUGAAUUUGAUCCUAACAAACCUUUCUCCUUGAUUCCACGAGGCUCUCUACAUCAAGAGAUUUCCAGUAAUGAUGUUACUUCUAAACUAACCCUUCUUACGCUCCAUUUCCCGAAGUUACGUAUCCUGUGGUGUCCCUCUCCCCAUGCUACAGCUGAACUGUUUGAAGAGUUAAAACUAAACCAUCCCCAGCCUGACGCAGAAACAGCAAUGGCUGUCACAGCAGAUUCUGAAAUUCUUCCAGAGUCAGACAAGUAUAACCCAGGUCCUCAGGACUUUCUAUUAAAAAUGCCAGGUGUUAAUGCAAAAAACUGUCGUGCCUUAAUGAACCACGUUAAAAGCAUUGCAGAGCUAGUGACACUGUCAAAGGACGAACUCUCCAAAAUUCUGGGUAAUGCUGCCAAUGCCACACAACUCUUUGACUUUAUUCAUCUGACCUACAAAGAGGCAGUAUCUAGAGGAAAAAGCAAAAGAUAAGUAAUGAGACUGUUCAACACAGGGCAUAGAUCAUUUU
Messenger RNA from Athene cunicularia (burrowing owl), 2605 nucleotides. RefSeq names its product ERCC excision repair 4, endonuclease catalytic subunit (gene ERCC4). Lineage: Eukaryota; Metazoa; Chordata; Aves; Strigiformes; Strigidae. The coding region runs from base 1 to 2568 and encodes 855 amino acids. Gene Ontology annotation, molecular function: single-stranded DNA binding; single-stranded DNA endonuclease activity; damaged DNA binding. The record is from RefSeq and is a predicted model, not a curated record. The transcript has 11 exons. Gene Ontology annotation, biological process: double-strand break repair via homologous recombination; resolution of meiotic recombination intermediates; nucleotide-excision repair involved in interstrand cross-link repair. Gene Ontology annotation, cellular component: nucleotide-excision repair factor 1 complex.